Messenger RNA from Ruditapes philippinarum (Manila clam), 1885 nucleotides. RefSeq lists its product as uncharacterized. Bases 405 to 926 code for a protein of 173 amino acids. The transcript has 3 exons. Lineage: Eukaryota; Metazoa; Mollusca; Bivalvia; Venerida; Veneridae. The record is from RefSeq and is a predicted model, not a curated record.
UUUCACCUUCGUCCAAGAACCCUCUUCUGCUUUCGUCCCAGAAAAUUUAAGUCAAAGAAAUCACUGAGUGUGUGAAAUUGUUAUACAGGUAUGUUAAACGCUUGUUUAUUUGGAUUACAACAACUAGAUAGACAAAUUUACUCUUUAAAACAGGAUGGUACGGUGAUAAUAGGUUUGUUUCUGGAGGAUUGUGAAUUAAGUUCAAUAUAACCGCAUUCAUGUAUAAAUCCUCAAAAACAUGGUGAAUAUUAGUACAAUAUUACCGGUUCCUUCCGAUUCCUUCUUUCAGCACGGAUGUGAUAAUUUUGAAAAUAUGUUGCCAUGGAAAUCGUGAAGAUAUGGCUCAAUAAUUGCACGUAGAAGUUUAUACCUGUCUCGGCAGCCUGAGGGAAAGGUCGUGUAAAAUGAACGACAAUAUACUGUCUCGUAGGAAGUCAUGUGAUGCCGGAGAGAAGCUAGAAGGCAUCCCAGUAGUGAAUGGGUUUCCGAGAAGAGGUUCUCUUACUUCUUCAAAGCCAAGCCUUCUUCCUCGUCGCCGAUCGGAGGUCACUUUACACGAAAUACAGGAAGUGCGAAAGAUUGAGGAAACUAAGAAAUCAGUGCUCCGUCGGCAAUUCUCAACAAUAUGCGCACCAAAACUUGUCUCGGAACGUCAAAAUAUCGGGAAAACAGUUACAAAAACUGACACUUGCAAAAAAGACGACGACCUUGAAUUGCCCAGAAUUCCCUCAGUGACACCGGAACCGGAAGAGAUCAAAUUCGCCAAACAAAGAAGAAACAGCGAAAGUAUUAAGGAAGAACUGCAAAACGGUUCAUAUCGACCAAAACAUUGCUGGUGUUUUCGUUGUCAACUGAUGUUCUCAAUGUUUAAAGCAGGGGAUGAUAGGCUAGAAAUGUGGGGGAACUAUCCUUGUUUCAGAAGGUAACACUUAAUGACAUAAACGGCUGCACCUUACAUUGAUCUAUUUUAAGAUAAAUCACACGAUGCAAAGUCACGUGGUUCCCAUACAUGACCAUGCGAUUUCACAGGAUACGUGUAAUUUUCAAAAAAGCAACAAUACUUGAUAUUUCAAGAUUUGGAAUAAAAAUACGAUAUUUAUUUUCAAAAUUCUGUUUUUCGGCGUCUGAUUGUUAUAUUGAACUACUAAGUGUAACUUUACGCAGCAAACUUCUAUAGACAGCUUAGACACGGAGAGAGAAAUGAUGAUUUCUUCAAGUAACACUCCUAUGUGACUCCCACAAAAAAGUGAAGAUUAAAGGUGGCCCAUAGUUCAUUUCAGGUUAAAGAUUACUAAUGUUUUAGUUUUUGUUUGACAUUUUAAGUUAAACAAUAACCUUUAUGAUGUAUAUAUGUGAAUGAGAAUUAAUAAGAAGCAUAAAACAAAAUGAAUUGCCUAUAAAGUCAUUUGUACUAUUAAAGGAUAUUUCUUAUGUUAAUAAUGUAAGCCAUUUAAUUUUUCUACACUGUAAAAUAUUUUUUGAACCUUAUAAAGUUUUGACAUACAUGUAGUUUGUGUUUCAAGGGACUUUUGUGCAAAUUGAUACUUAUACAGAAUUGUAUUUAGUUCUGAUAAAGUUUUAAGAAACAUGUUGUAUGGAAUUUUUGCAAUCAUGAUAAUACGUUAUGAUUUUAAAUGAUAAAAUCAUGACUGGAUAUUGUUCUUUUUUUACUUUUAAAAAAUCUUUUUUUUUCUAAACAAUAAGAAAUAAUUAUUUCUGAGAAAAUCUUGGAAACACAGAAAUGUUUUUUUCUUUGUUUCUUCCAAAAUAUUGGAUUAAAAUAAAAUGGAUAGCACAUUUUUGUAAAUAUUUUGUUAUAGGAUUUUGUAAUUAUCUUAUUUGUAUUUAUUUAAUGCAUAAUGUAAAUAAAAUGAAAUAAAAUAUG